This is a messenger RNA of Pseudophryne corroboree (corroboree frog), 2870 nucleotides long. It is a transcript of the gene SERINC3, whose product is annotated as serine incorporator 3. Gene Ontology annotation, cellular component: membrane. The coding region runs from base 148 to 1569 and encodes 473 amino acids. The record is from RefSeq and is a predicted model, not a curated record. Lineage: Eukaryota; Metazoa; Chordata; Amphibia; Anura; Myobatrachidae. The transcript is spliced from 10 exons.
UAAUUGCAGAUGCAGUGACGCCAUCACGCAGACGGCUGCUGGAGACAGGAAGGAAGGAGAGGGAGGUGCCGUAGUAGCUGCUGCUGUGUCUGUGCCUGUGUGUAAACAGGAAGGGUCCGUGUGUUGCCCGGGGGACCGGACUGUGCCAUGGGUGGUGUUUUGGGCCUCUGCUCUGUCGCCAGCUGGAUUCCAUGUCUGUGCAGUAGUGCCACGUGUAUUUUAUGUCGUUGCUGUCCAAGUUCCGGUAAUUCCACGGUGACUCGUAUAAUCUAUGCAUUCCUCAUGCUGCUGGGGACAGUGCUGUCCUGCAUAUUGCUGUCCCCGGGAAUAUCCGAUCAGUUGGAGAAAAUUCCGGGGUUCUGUGAAAGAGAACAUGUGACAUCAGUGAUUCCUCAUCUAAAUGGCUACGUUGACUGUAAUGUGCUGGUUGGAUACAAAGCAGUCUAUCGAGUCGGCUUUGCCAUGACCAUGUUUUUCUUGGUCUUCUCCUUGAUUAUGAUAGGUGUCAAGACGAGCAGAGACCCCCGGGCUGCUGUGCACAAUGGAUUCUGGUUCUUCAAAGUAUUGGCUAUUGUUGGCAUAAUGGUGGGAGCUUUCUACAUUCCAGAAGGACCUUUUACCAGAGUCUGGUUCUGGGUUGGAACAUUAGGAGCCUUUUCUUUCAUCGUCAUCCAGUUAGUGCUGCUCAUUGACUUUGCUCAUUCCUGGAAUGAGUCAUGGGUGGAACGCAUGGAGGAAGGAAACUCUAAAUGUUGGUAUGCAGCAUUGCUGUCUGCUACCGGCCUGCUGUACAUUGUGUCAGUAAUUGCCAUUGUCCUUUUCUACGUAUUCUAUACCAUCCCUAGUGGUUGCAUAGAGAACAAAUUCUUCAUCAGCUUCAACAUGAUCCUCUGUUUCAUCGUAUCUAUCAUCUCUAUUCUCCCUAAAGUGCAGGAACAUCAGCCACGGUCUGGACUGCUUCAGUCUUCUGUGAUUACACUAUAUACAGUAUACCUAACAUGGUCCGCUAUGUCCAAUGAGCCUGGUACUACUUGUAGGCCAAACUUAAUGAGCUUCUUGAACAAAAUAACAUCUCCAGUAAUCGGCUCUAUAAAUGAAACAAUGACUACUACGAUCACUCCUGAGCCGGUCAAGUCCCUGCAGUGGUGGGAUGCUCAGAACAUCAUUGGUCUCAUCGUAUUUGUACUGUGCCUCCUGUACUCUUGUAUUCGUAACUCCACUAACAGCCAGGUGAACAAGCUGACUUUGUCUGGACAUGACACUGUCAUGCUGGAUGACACCACAGGGAGCAGCACAGAUGUCAAUGAGGAAGAGGUGCGGCGCGUGGUGGACAAUGAGAGAGAUGGGGUUCAGUACAGCUAUUCUUUCUUCCACUUCAUGCUUUGCCUUGCUUCUCUCUAUGUAAUGAUGACCAUCACCAACUGGUACAGCCCGGAUGCGGACUUGAAGACCAUAACAAGCAAGUGGCCAGCUGUCUGGGUGAAGAUCAGCUCUAGUUGGGUGUGUCUGCUUCUCUAUACCUGGACACUGGUCGCUCCAAUCUUCCUCACCAAUAGAGACUUCAGUUAGAGGUCCUCUUCCUUUUAUGGUGAAAUAACUCAUUCCAAAGUCUGCUUUGAUAAUUCCAUGAAAAAAAAAGCCAUUUUCUUUUACUACUGUCAGAAUAUUAUUUUAAAUGUGUCAGUUUAUCUGCUUCUGUUAAGCUGAAUUAUUGUAUCUACAAAGCAAUUUAACUUUCAUUCAGUGAUAUAUAAUAUAUAUAUUAAAUUUUUGAAGUUGUACUUUUAUCCCAUAUUUGUUUAGGAUAAAAAGUUCUGAUAUGUUUGCUAUGAAUCGUGUUGUGCAUUGCUGUCCCUUUGGUCCCUGACUAAGGCCUGUGGGAACACUGUAAUUCUAAUGAAGAUGCUGUUGGUGUAAGAUUGAUUUAAUUGGUAAAUAAUGAUUUACACACUCUACACCGGUUCCCUAUCCCAAUAAUCUAGGGCGCCUAUGUAAUAGCCUGCGAGCUGCAGGCUGUGUGGGAAUGACAGCGCGUCUGCUUAUAUUUUUAAAGCACCAAUCGUUUAAAAGGCUUUUAAAUACACAGGCAGUCUUGUCGGAAUUCCCGGGCGGGCUACUCCAUAAGCCCCUGGGUGUGUGAAAUCCCUGCUAUUAGGUGUAGUUUCCUUCUCCCGUUACUGUGGUAUUAUACAGUAAAUAAGUGUUGGGGGAAGACACAUUGAAACAUCCUGGCUAUUUAUUUCAUCACGAUUAUCGUCAUUAAGCACUUGCGUAUGAUUGAAUGUUAAUGCUGCUUGAUUUCAUAUAUGGGGUGGGAGCAGUGACUUUCCAUAACCCCACAACAGCCCAGGUAUUAACUAUGUUCAUGCUUGAGCAAAGGUGGGUUAAUUAAACUGUCUGAGGCACAAUCUCCCCUCUGGUCAUGCAUGGAUAGCCUUUACACAGGGAUGGGGAACCUUCGGCCCUCCAGCUGUUGUUGAACUACACAUAGCAGCAUGCCUUGUUAGUUUUGCUAUUUGGCGAUGCUGAAACUGUUGCAGGGCAUGCUGGGAUGUGUAGUUAAACAACAGCUAGAGGGCCGAAGGUUCCCCAUCCCUGCCUUAACACAUGGGACUUGAGAAACGUUUUAAAAAAAGAGUGCUGGUCACCUCCACGCAGACGGCAACCAUUUUGUGGCUAAACCAAAAUAACAUUGCUGCCUAUCAGUUGGAACUAAUGACCUCACUGAGUAUUAAGUCGGUCACUGAUUUGUUGCCUCCGGUGUACACAGGCUGACGUGCACUAGUCGUUUGAGUCUAACUUCAGCACUUACAUUUUCUGCACUGUAAUAUAAACACUGUUUAAUAUAUAAAAUAAGCCUUUAAUUAAAA